AUGAAUGCACCCAAAUGUUUUCGUUUAGUAUGGUGUAACACUGGUGAUCUGAUUGAACCACGAUAUCGACAUACAGCAUCCGUCUUAGCAGAUGGAAAAGUAUUAGUAGCUGGUGGAUACGAUGGUAUGCGUUAUCUAAAAAGUGCUGAGCUAUAUGAUUCAUCGACAGGCAUUUGGACAAUUACUGGCAUGAUGAAUACUCAACGACAAGUCUACACAGCAUCUGUAUUAAUAAACGGCAAAGUAUUAGCUGCAGGUGGAAACAAUGCUUAUGGUUAUCUACAUACAGCUGAGUUAUAUGAUCCAUUGACAGGUAUUUGGACACUUACUGAUAACAUGCAAAAUGCACGAGAUGCACAUACAGCAACUGUAUUAGCAAAUGGGAAAGUACUGAUUACUGGUGGAUAUAGUAAUGUUUAUCUAGAUAGUGCUGAAUUAUAUGAUCCAUCAACAGAAACAUGGACAAACACUAGUAAUAUGAAUAGUGGACGAGGGUAUCACACAGCAUCCAUACUAAGAGAUGGAAGAGUUUUAGUCGCUGGUGGAAGUA
This is a messenger RNA of Adineta steineri, 550 nucleotides long. Lineage: Eukaryota; Metazoa; Rotifera; Eurotatoria; Adinetida; Adinetidae. The record is from the annotation of a GenBank genome assembly.